GAUGAAAGGAAUCACAUUUUUGAUGCCCUAGCUAGCUAGCUUCUGCUGCUGCUGCUGAUAUCAUUCUCAAUCUUAUCUCUUUGAUGGAUCACUUUUUGAAUUCUGUAUAAAACCCCUCCUCAUGUCCAUGUCUUUUUUUGUCACCUAAACUCAUCACUCACAACAUCAAUAUAUACAUUCAUUCAUUCUCUCUAGUCGUUUAGCUACCUAGCUAGCUAGCUAGCUAGCAGAUCGAAUUCCUGUUCUCUAUAUAUCUAUAUGAGAAAGGAGGAGAAGCCCAAGAAUGGUUGCCAUGACCGUAUAUCAUCAUCAACAUCAUCGAACCAAUACUAGUAGUAGUAGCACUAGUAGUGACGGCCAAGUACCCACAACAACAACAACUUGGUCCUCUUCUAACCAAUUACAUGGGCCGGUGGUGGAAGAAAUCCAAGGUUUGAUUAAGGUGUACAAGGAUGGACACACGGAAAGACCACAGAUAGUUCCCUCUGUCCCUCCCACACUAUUGCCCCCUGACCUCCCCGUCACCUGCAAGGAUGUCAUCAUAGACCCCUUCACAAAUGUUUGGGCACGCCUCUACGUUCCUUUGUUGCAUCACGAUCACGACAAGCUCAUUCCCUUAUUGGUCUACUUUCAUGGAGGCGGCUUUUGUGUCGGAUCCGCUGCAUGGAGCUGCUACCACGAUUUUCUCGCUAAUUUGGCUGCCAAGGCUUCUUGCCUUGUCCUCUCCGUCAACUACCGAUUGGCACCAGAAAAUCCUCUCCCAGCUGCAUACGAUGAUGGAGUUAAGGCACUGAGUUGGGUCAAGACGAUGAUGAGACAAGAAGAAGCUGCACUUGAUAAUAAUAAUGAUUGGGCUAGGAAAUGUGACUUUAAUAAUAUCUUUUUAGGUGGUGAUAGUGCUGGUGCUAACAUAGCCCACAAUGUGAGUGGACUUAUAAUUAGGAGGAGCUCUGAUUCAUUAUUGAUGGCAAUAAAAGGAACAAUACUCAUCCAACCGUUUUUUGGAGGUCAUGCCAGGACCGCUUCCGAGAAGAACAUGACCAAGAAGACAUGUCCCCUGACUCUGGACGUUUCAGACACCUACUGGCGGCUGUCCCUCCCCGAGGGAGCCAACAGAGACCACCCGUGGAGCAACCCGACGACGACGAUGUUGUUUUCGUCAGGCGGUGGUUUGUAUGGAAAGUUGGAUAAUAGUAAUAAUAAUAAUAAUAAUAAUGUAAUGGUAUGCAUAGCAGAAAUGGACAUAUUAAAGGACAGGAAUAUGGAGUUUUGUGAUGCUUUGGGAAGGGCAGGGAAGAGAGUGGAACGCAUGGUGUACAAUGGAGUUGGGCAUGCUUUUCAUGUUUUGGACAAGACUCAAAUCUCUACAACCAGGACCACUCAAUUGAUUUCCCACAUCAAGGCCUUCAUUGCAUCACUAGCUAGCUAGCUAGAUCAUGAUCAUCUUUCAUUUUAUAUACUACUACUACUACUACAUAAUUAGCUAGUUCAAUUCUUUUCAUGAUGGG
This is a messenger RNA of Impatiens glandulifera, 1508 nucleotides long. Its product is annotated as probable carboxylesterase 6. The transcript has a single exon. Gene Ontology annotation, molecular function: hydrolase activity. Bases 284 to 1429 code for a protein of 381 amino acids. NCBI's taxonomy places the organism in Eukaryota, Viridiplantae, Streptophyta, Magnoliopsida, Ericales, Balsaminaceae. The record is from RefSeq and is a predicted model, not a curated record.